AUGUCGCACGCUCCGCGGGGAGGCUCACAAGCGAGCAUGCCGAUUAGAGGCGGCAACGAUGGAGGCCAGCGCGCCUCAGGUCCGACCACCGGGGAGGUGAAGAACCCAGACUCCAAGGUCACUCAGUUGGAGGACCAGACCGUGAAGCAGAUGCAGGACCUGGUGUCCAAUGGUCUUGCAUAUCGACCCGGCUACGGUACCCAAGGCCGUUCGAUCGUGCUGAGGGCCAACUUCUUUGAAGUUGAGUUCAAGCCCAACGUGGAAUAUUUCUUCUACUCUGUCUCCAUCCGUCCUGAGGGAGCUCCCCGCGGCCAGAUUAGGGAGGUAUUUGAGAAGCUCAUGCAACUUCCUCCCGUGCUUUCUUGCAAUGCGGCAAGUGACAGAGCCUCAGAGAUUGUCGCCUGUGGAAAAUUGCCUACAGUCCCUGUGGACAUCAAAAUCGGUGACGAACCUUCUAGACCCCGGAAGGUGUUUACAGUCACCUUAAGGGAAAAUGGCGUCGUGCGUCCUUCGGAGCUGCUCAGCAGUCUUCGUCAGACGGACCCUCGGGAGGAGUAUUCACUGGAACUGAUUGCAGUGCGCUCGUUGAACCUGCUCAUGGGUCGACACCCUUCGCAGGAUCCUGGAGUGGCCACCAUAGGUCGUGGUAGGACGAGGUGGUUCUGGAUUGACAGUCGAAUGACUGCUGCCGAUCUUCGAGGCGGUCUCCAGGUUGUUCGAGGUUACUUUUCUAGCAUGAGACUCGCGGGCGGACGAGCUCUCUUGAACCUCAAUGUCAACCAUGGCGCUUUCUACAAAGAAAUGCCUUUCAUUAACUUCAUCUUGGAGUUUGAAAGCACCUUCGGUCGUGAUCGGAGUCUUUUCAAUCGCUAUAUCCGGGGUCUUCGAGUGCAUGCCACCCACCUCCAGCGCACUCCUACGAAGUCAGGCAAGAAGAGGCCCCGAUACAAGUCCAUCUGGGCACUCGCAUCCCCAAGUGAUGCCAGAGAUGCCAAAGACAAAGACGGUCGCCGACUUAAGUAUCCUCCACAGGUUCCCCGGCUGGGUUCUUGCGCAAACAAUGUGAAAUUCUACGAAGACACUCACGAGCAGUACAUCAGUGUCGCGGACUAUUUCAAACGAACCUACAACAUCGUUCUGAAAUAUGCCGACAGACCAGUGGUCAAUGUUGGUAGCAAGGAUCGACCGAUCUACUUGCCCGCCGAGGUGUCUGCCGGCGGCCUCCGCAAAACUACCAGUCAAUUAACUGACGGCUUGGACAUGAUGGGUAUCAACAAUGGGACCAUGCAAGUGGGAAUGAAAUUCCACAAAGAGAUGAUUACGGUGUAUGGCCGGAUCCUCAACCCUCCCAGUCUGAAAUACGGAGCAUCCAAAGUUCCUCCGCGGAAUGGCUCUUGGAACCUCGUGGGCAAGAAGUUCUGCCAGGGUGCCUCUCUCAAGAACUGGACUUGCAUCUGGGUAAAAAAGGAGGGAUGCAGAGAUGCUUUCCAAUCCGGCAAUCCUUCCAAUGCCUUGAAUGCCUUCCAGCAGAAGAUGAAUGAGCUGGGCAUGCGAGUGGGCCCACCAGUUGUUCCUGGCCCAACUAUCACCAUCAAGGUUAAGGAGGAAGACAAGUCAAUCAACAUGAAAGACUUCAUGGAGCAAACCCAGAAGGUCUUCCGAGCCUUAUUGGCAAAAGACUAUCGCUUUGUGGUUGUACUCCUCCCUACACCUGAGGAUCGAAUCUUUGAUUACAUCAAAUGGAUCGGUGAGACUAGGGCUGGAGUGUUGACCCACUGCGUGCUGGCUGACAAGUUUGCAUUGUCGAAUGGCCAAUAUCUGGCGAAUAACGCCAUGAAAGUCAAUCUCAAACUUGGUGGAGUCAACCAAACACUGGACUCUUCGAGCCAGUCGCCUCUGAUAGUGAGCGGAAAGACCAUGAUCGUGGGACUGGACGUUACCCAUCCUUCCACGACGGACCCAGAAUCGUUCCCUAGCAUUGCAACUAUUGUUGCAAGCACGGACGGCCGGCUGGGCCAGUGGCCAGGUGAGGUGCGCAUUCAAGAGCGUCGCCGAGAGAAUCUUCAGUUCUUGAAGAACAUGAUGAUUUCCCGCUUGGAGAUGUGGCAGAAGUCAAACAACGGCCAGCUGCCAAAGAACAUCAUCGUCUAUCGAGAUGGUGUCAGUGAAGGGCAAUACCCCAUGGUGCUCACGGAAGAGCUCCCGUUGGUAAAACAUGCUACUCAGUCGAUGUACAAGCCUGAUGAGCUGCCGAAUAUCACGAUCAUCGUUGUCGGAAAGCGCCAUAACGUGCGCUUUUAUCCAACAACGGAAGGCGAUCAAGAUAAAACCCAGAAUCCAAUCAAUGGCACGGUGGUUGACCGAGGCGUUACACGGCCGCGAGACUGGGACUUUUACCUGCAAGCCCAGGCUCCACUGCAGGGCUCUGCUCGCCCAGCGCAUUACUUCGUCAUUCACGAUGAAAUCUUCACAAACCGGGAUGUUUCGAAGGAAUCUCGACCUGCCGAUUCACUCGAGUCUCUCACGCACAACAUCUGCUACGUGAUGGGCCGUUGCACUCGGUCUAUCAGCUACAGCACUCCUGCCUUCCUGGCAGACAAGUUCUGCGAUCGAGCUCGGAAAUAUGUGCGGGCAUACUACACAGACAAGGAGAUCAGCACUGGCCAAGACAGGUUCUCCCUUCCUCCUCCCGGUGAGUCUGAGGUGCGGCUCGCAAGUGGGGCUCGGGAAAGCAUGGUUUACAUUUGA
Molecule: messenger RNA, 2748 nt
Organism: Penicillium riverlandense
Lineage: Eukaryota; Fungi; Ascomycota; Eurotiomycetes; Eurotiales; Aspergillaceae
Product: putative RNA interference and gene silencing protein (Qde2)
Exons: 4
Coding region: 1-2748 (915 amino acids)
Molecular function (GO): protein binding; RNA binding
Source: RefSeq, a predicted model, not a curated record